Messenger RNA from Paramuricea clavata, 6626 nucleotides. The record is from the annotation of a GenBank genome assembly. NCBI's taxonomy places the organism in Eukaryota, Metazoa, Cnidaria, Anthozoa, Malacalcyonacea, Plexauridae.
AUGGAAGAAAUCGCUCGACUACAGGCCUCACGAAGGGGACACAAAGCACACGUAACAAAGGUUUUAAAGGAGGCAAACGAAGUUCUAAACACUGAGACGCAUACAGACAGAAAUAUGGCGCUAGCGAGUUUGAAUACAGCACUCGAACAAUUAACGAAGAAAAAGGACAUUAUAGGGGAACUAGACGCGAAGAUUGCCGCAGAAAUAAAAGAUCCUAAGGGACUUGAAGCUGAAAUAUUUGAAUCCGACGAGAUAAAUUACGACUUAGAAGAGAACAUCAGCCAAAUACGUAAGUACAUUGAAAUAUCUUCUUUAUCAAGUCAUACCCAAGAAUUAAGUCACCUCUCCACAGCAAGUUCAAACCCGCAACAAAACACAACGCAAGAAACCCUGCAAGAAAACACAACACAAGAACCCUCGCAAGAACCCAUGUAUGAACACCCUCAACAAGUCGCAUCACAAGAAAACUCGCAAGAACACAUGCAAGAUAAUCCUCACAUGUCCCCACCAACAACAGUUAAUCCAAAUGCAUCACCAUUUACUCCCCAAAGUCCAAGUAAUCCCUCACCUAUCAACGUAGUUCCCUCUAGCCCACAACUAACAGUCACUAGUCAUCUGUCGCAAAAUACUUGUCGACUCCCAAAACUGAGUCUUCCAGUAUUCUCUGGAAACCCCCUUCAAUGGCAGUCCUUUUGGGACUCAUUCGACAGUGCCGUACACAGCAACUCCUCUCUCAAUGGCGUACAACGUUUUAACUAUUUGAAAGCCCAACUUAGGGGAGACGCCUUACAAGCUAUAACAGGAUUUCCCCUGACUAACAACACCUAUGAGCAAGCUGUUAACCUCCUCAAGGCAAGAUUUGGACAGCCGCAUAAAAUUGUUAAUGCGCACAUGCAAGCCUUAUUGGAAAUCCCGGCCCCAACCGAGCAACUGGACAGUUUUCAAGGGUUUUAUGACACUUUAGAAACGCAUAUUCGAGGACGUGCCUCAAUUGGCAAAGGUCAAGAUACAUAUGGUGAUCUUUUAGUACCCAUUAUACUGGGAAAAUUACCUAACGAGUUUCGAAAGAAUUUAGCGCGAGAGCAUGAAACAUUAGACUGGACAAUUGAUCAAUUGCGAAGUGCCAUUCAAAAGGAACUAAGAAUUUUAGAGGCCGGCCAGUUUGUUAAUUUGCAUGCUAAAGAUAACCAACAAUUAAACUUUACUGUUACGUCAUCAUUCCACACCCAAUCACACAUCCUGCCCCCAUCUCCUCCCCCCAAAUUUCCGCGAUCUCCAGCCCGUGCCAAAGGGGAUUUAUCCUGCCUCUAUUGCAAUGGAAAACAUCAUCCCACAUCAUGCAAAGUUAUCACUGACCCUCAAAAACGUCAUGAGACUGUAAAGAAAGAAAAUCGCUGCUUUGAUUGCCUGGGACGCCAUCGGGUAGCACUAUGCAAGUCGUUGCACCGUUGCCAAGCCUAUAAACGAAAGCAUCACACAAGUCUGUGCAAUGCGAAACCAAAUGAUGCAGACCAGAAACAGAAUUGUGCAACCGCUGACCAGUCAAAGGAACCAUCAGUUCAUGCCACAGUCACUCCUAUCUUCCUAACGUCCAUUAACUCAACUAACACUAAUUUGGGUUGUGGUUCAACUUGUUUGUUAAAGACGGCGAUUACCACAGUAAGUAGUCCAAAAUUCAAGGCAGAAGCGAACAUUCUAUUCGACGAAGGUGCACAGCGAUCCUUCAUACAACAAAAUCUGGUCAACAAACUCCACUUAGAACCAACAAGAAAAGAAACCAUCCAUCUAUUGGCUUUCGGUGCAGCUACCCCAGCAGUACGACAACUCGACGUUGUCACCAUUCACCUCAUCACAGAUUCUGAAGAGACGUUAUCCUUGGAUGUUUUAGUGGUCUCCGACAUAGCCACACCAAUUCAAAACCAUUUACCAUCUAUUGUGCCUAAUUUGAAAUACCUCAAAGGUCUUAAACUAGCCCACCCAGUCUCUUCUGAUGACAGGUUUGAGAUCUCCCUUCUCAUUGGUGUCGACUACUAUAUAUUGGCAAAUCGUGCAAGAUGAGACUGUGAGAGGUGAUGGACCAGUAGCAGUAAAAUCGAAGUUGGGAUAUCUACUCUCGGGUCCAAUUAAUUCAAACACACCAUUCAUGCCCUCAACUCGAAUCCUGAAUGUGAUGAUUAGCCACAAUGAAGAACAGUUUGACCUUCAACGGUUCUGGACAGUCGAGUCACUAGGAAUUGCACCCCCUACCCUCAACGAUGAGCAUGCAAACCAGGCACAAGAGUAUCAAAGUACAUCUAUUACACGUGAUAAGGACGGUGCUUACACUGCUGCGUUUCCCUGGAAGAAAGACCAUCUUCCCCUUCCCUCAAAUUACAAGGUAUGUGAACGUCGAACAAGAUCAUUGGCUCGUCGCUUAGCCCAAACACCUGAUCUCCUCAACACCUAUGGAGAGAUCCUUGAGACACCUAUCAAGAGAAACGCGGAUUCAUCGAGCAAGUUCAACCGCAACAAAAUGGUCGAAACCUGCAUUAUAUACCACACCACCCUGUCGUCAAGGACUCCUCCACAACACAAGUAAAAAUUGUCUACGAUUGCAGCUGCUGACAGUCGACCAACGCCCCAAGCCUGAACAAUUGCCUGCAGACUGGACCUCCACUAUUGACUGAUAUGUGUUCCAUCCUUCUACGUUUUAAUUUCGCACACAGAGGGCCUUUCUUCACGUACGCCUCAACGAACAGGAUCGAGAUUUUACUCGUUUCCUCUGGUUAUCCAAUCCCAGUGAUCCUGAAAGUCCAUUCAUCACAUACCGCUUCAAAGUUGUCCUAUUUGGUUCUGUCAGUUUCCCAUUCAUGCUUAAUACCACCUUGCACUGCCAUCUAGACAACCACAACACCACUGUUACCCAAGAUAUGAAGGAGAAUCUUUAUGUUGAUGACCUGAUCUCUGGAUGUGAUACUGAAGCUGAGGCUAUCAAUUACUACGAUGAGGCAAGAUCUAUCAUGAGUCAAGGAAACUUUAACUUACGUUCUUGGUCGAGCAACAGUCCAUUGCUCCAAGCACGCGCAGCAGAUGACUCUACCGACGAGAAAUCCGAGAGUGUCAACAUUCUUGGUCUUCAAUGGAAACCCAGGACUGACAAGCUUACCUUAGUAGAGAACAGUGGUAGUUUCAACCCAAACGCACCAACAACGAAACGCAAAAUCCUGCAACUAUCCUCAAAGGUUUAUGAUCCGCUUGGCCUCCUAUUACCUGUGACAGUGAGAACCCGAAUUCUAUUGCAAGAUCUGUGGCGUAGAAAACUCCCCUGGGACACACCUGUUGAUGAAGGCCUCCAACGAACAUGGUCAAGCAUCGCUGAAGAUAUCGAAGAGUCGGUCAAGGAGUGUGCAGCCCUGCCAAGACAAUACCUUUCCGAUUCAGCGAAACAAGAAGGCAACAUCCAUUUACACGUGUUCUGCGAUGCCAGCACAGUUGCAUAUGGUGCAGUAGCAUUCCUGCAACGAGAAAACCACACCUCGUUUGUUAUGGCAAAAACUCGUGUGUUGCCCCUCUCAAGACACGAACACUCCCUCAACUGGAACUCAUGGCUGCUUUAAUCGCUGCAAGAUUGACUCACUUCAUUCAAAACACCCUGCAGAAAAGAUUCCCCAACUUGAACAUUCAUUUGUGGUCUGACAGUCAAAUAGUUCUCCAUUGGUUAUCCAGUAAGAAGUCACUACCACAAUUCGUAGCGAAUUUCGUGAAAGAGAUCAAGCUACUUUAUCCUGCCUCUUCCUGGCACUACUGUCCCACCUCAGACAACCCAGCCGAUCUGCUAACCCGAGGAAUCACUUCAAAUCAACUUCGAUCCUCAACGAUCUGGUUGCAUGGCCCACCCUGGCUAACAGCCAUCGUGGACCCGUAAAGAAUCAACCUUGUUGUCAACGCAGACACUUGUAACCAUCACUCUUCCAAAUACCGAUGCUGGGCGUAUCCCACCAAGCUACCGACCUGGUCUUUUAUUAUUAUUAUUAUUAAAUUGAAACCACAUUGCAGCCAGAAGCUGAAUUGCGUGGAUUACAUAUUAUCACAUGCACUACAUAUAAAAUAUUAUUAAUACAAUAUUAUAAAACCCACCCACGAUCAAAAUUCGAUUAAAAUAAGCAUAAAAUCUAUCCUACAAACUUCCUACACAUAGCAGGGAUAAAAGAGUUAUAAAAGCGGUUCGUGCGUGUAACGUACAUAUUAAAAUACCGAUUCGUCCUGAAAGAAUAAUCAGUCUCGUUCUUCGGGGGCAGCAGAUGAUAAAGUUUAUGCAUUGGAUCCUUGAUGAUACUCGUAAAGAGUUUGUCACACAUGUCCUCUCUUCUUUGAAAUAGAGUAGGCAGUCUAUAAUACCAAGGGCCUCACAAUAUGUCAUUUCAGGAGAUAAAAUUUUUAGCACACGUUUCUGGACAGUCUCAAGUUCGUCUGCCAAAUACUUUGGAAUGGAAUGAUGGAAGGCUUGCGCACAAUACUCGAGCACAGGCCUGAUCACUGUACAAUAAAAGUUCAAAACAUCUUUGACAUUUACGCCUGCCCGUUUCAAUAAUACUAUAAAAUAGAGGCGUUUAUUAGCUUUCUUUAUACUCUCUCUGAUGUUAUCUUUCCACUGAAGUGUGCCUGUCAUAACAAGACCCAAUAUUUUUGCACUCUCAACUAUAGGCAAUGCUUCUCCACCCACCAGUACAGGAUCAAAAGGUUGUUUAUUUUUUAAAAUCGAUUCUCAGUUCUUUACAUUUCUCAGCGUUAAGAGAUAGCCCAUUUGCCUUCGACCAAUCUUCCACAACAUCAACUGCGACUUGAACACGGCUCUCUGUGUCCUUACUAACUACUUCAGCAACUGUUGUGUCAUCAACAAACUUCCACCUCGAUAUAUCACAAAUAUCAAGAUCGUUUAUCAUUAAACAAAAUAACCAGGGCCCUAAUUUUGUACCUUGAGGGAUACCGGAGAGUACAUCACCCCACUCCGAAUAACAGUCAUUGGAUAAUUUCACUCUCUGCUUUCGAUUCAUCAAAAAAUCGAUUGUCCAGCGAGCAACCGCACGUGGAAUAGCUAAAUUUGAAAUUUUAUCAGCCAGUAAAGCAUGAUCGAUAAGGUCGAAUGCUUUUCUAUAAUCGAACAGGAUGACUCUGACAGCAGAGCCAGUGCCAUCAGUAGCUUGCGACCAUUCAUGGAUCAUAGAUAUAACAGCGAGAGUAGUUGAACUUCUUGGUAUUACUCCAUAUUGACUUGGAUCGAUUAUACUCAUGAUAGCUGGAGCAAUGUAUUUUUUAACAACAGUCCUCAGCGAUUUUCGAAAUAGCGGCAGUAAGUGAAAUUGGUCGUAACUGCUUACAGAUGUCGCUAACGGGCUUAGUUUUUAUGAGGGGCACAAUGUUGGCAAGCUUCCAAGAUUUAGGUAGUUGUUGUUCGGCAUAGCUGCUGUUUAGCACAGCGCAUACUGGCUGUGCGAGGAUUUCAGCAUAUUCCUUAAGAGCCCAAUUGGGGAUUUCGUCAGGACCUGACGCCUUUCCACGAUUAAUUGCUUUCAAUAAAUGAAAGACUUCCAGUUCGUUUACUUGAAAAGAGGAAUAAUAUCGGAAAAGAGGAAUAUAAAACGUAUCAAGAGAGACCAAGUUAUCCAAGCUUAUCCGUCGCACUGCCUAUAUCCUACGGUAUGUCAACAUCUACACCAAACGAAAUCCGCCCCAAUCUGGCCCCUUUACCACCCAAGAAUUGCAAGAAGCAGAAUGCCAGUGGAUUCAAAAUGUACAAGCGCUUACCUACGGUAAAGAAAUCGCCAACCUACGAACCAAGCAUGACAACCACCUACCACUUGUCCGCCAGCUACGCCUCUUCCUUCACGCAAGUGGUCUUCUUCGCUGUGGUGGGAGGAUCCACAACGCCCCCCUCAGCGAAUUGACCAAAUUCCCUUAUCUCCUUCCUAAUACUUCUAAUAUGCAAUCUAAUCUUGACUCAAUCUGUACUUGGUCCCUACAGAACUAUAUGAAACUUAACGUUAAAAAAUUUAAAGAACUACGCAUUUGUUUCCAGAAAGAAAAACCUGAACUAUUGCCAUUAUUGAUAGAUGAACAAGCGCUUGAAAUCGUUCAGUCUCACAAAGUUCUAGCUUGGUCUUAUUAUUCAGAACAAUCUAAAAUUGAACGAACACAUUGAUUCAGUCGUUUCCAAAGCAUCUAAACCUUUGUACAUUAUCCGCACUUUACGCCGAAGUGGCGUCCCUGCUGAAGAUUUACUUGAGAUCUAUUUCGCGUUCAUACGCUCAGUGUUAGAGUAUUGUUGUGUUGUUUGGCAAAAUACUUUACCUUCGUAUCUUGCUAACCAGUUAGAACGAGUCCAGAAACGCGCACUUAGAAUUAUUUUACCAGAAUACACCUAUAGUGAAGCCCUAACAUUUCUGAAAUGCGCCCGGCUAGACGAGAGACGAGAAAAACUUUGCCUUAAAACGUUGAAAAAUAUACCACAAGGAAGUCGUUUAUUUAGUCACAUUCCUGCACCGAGAGACACCUGUUACGAUUACAACCUAAGAAAUUCUAAUGCAUUAACUACAAUCAAAUGCAGAACAGAACUUGUACCGCCGCAGCUUCUUUCCGAAGCACUGUAG